AUGUUGGUAGUCAAGGCAUUUCCUUUCACAGUACUCCUCCUUGCCUGGAGCGCGGCCACCAUUCCAUCUCCGGGAACGACCACUAUUACCCGCACACGGGCAAUGCAAGACGUUACGACAUCGACAGUCAUCGCAAUGCGCACCUCAGAAGUCUUCGUCAUCGUACCGAAGACAGUGGACUCGGUCGUGACUACCACAUCGGUGGACGCCGUCUUCAGCACGACAACAACGACCGUCCCCUCGAGUUGA
This is a messenger RNA of Sparassis crispa, 249 nucleotides long. RefSeq lists its product as hypothetical. Lineage: Eukaryota; Fungi; Basidiomycota; Agaricomycetes; Polyporales; Sparassidaceae. The coding region runs from base 1 to 249 and encodes 82 amino acids. The record is from RefSeq and is a predicted model, not a curated record. The transcript is spliced from 2 exons.